UCGCCGCGUCAUGAUCACGCCCGCGUUCGAGUUGAGCCAGGACGCCGAGUCGCUGACGAUCGCCAUCCGCGUGCCCUACGCGCGCGUCUCUGAGUUCGAGGUCUACUUCGAGGGCGUCGAUUUCAAGUUCUACGCCAAGCCGUACUUCCUUAGAUUAACUCUUCCUGGAAGAAUUGUAGAAAAUGGAGCUGAAGAUGGUUCGUAUGAUGUGGAUAAAGGAAUCUUUACUCUUCGGAUGUCCAAAGAGACCCCUGGUCAGCAUUUUGAGGGACUGGAUAUGCUGACAUCACUCCUGGCAUCAAAGAAAUCCAGAUCUGCAAAGCCACUUGUGGAAGUGACAGGUUCUUCUGAGCUUCCUGUAGAGUCUAACGAAGAUGAGGAAGACUUUGACUGGGAAAUCGAACAGUCUCCUUAUGAAGAAUUAACAGAAAGUGACUUGAAUUCACAGUGGCAUUAUGGGUUUGGAAACUUACGCACAGGAGUGUUUAAAAGAUUGCAGGAUGAAUUGAGUGAUGUCAUUGAUGUCAAAGAGCCAGACUCCACUCCCCCAGCCGAACGAAGGCAGAAGCGCCUAGCUGCUGAAGAGUCAAAAUUUGAUCCCGAUCAUUACCUAGCGGACUAUUUUGAAGAUGAAGCUAUUCGAAAAGUUUUGAAGUACAAGCCUUGGUGGACUAUAGCAUUUGCAAAAAUGAUGGCCUCUCCCGAAAGGAGUCAGGAGCAGAGUAAUCAAGAAGCAUUUCAGGUUUCUUUUUCUAAAGAAGAGAACUAUCAACUACUAAAAUUUACAAAUAAGUCUUACCUGCUGGAUAAAAGAGCUCAGUAUCAUGUGUACUAUGGUUUGAUUGAUAUUCUUUUGGCUUACUGCUAUGAAAUCCGAGUUACUGAAGGAGAGAGCAAUGUUGAAUCUCCAUGGAAUAUCAGAAAACUAAGUGGAACAUUGUCCUGGUUUGAGACUUGGAAUAAUGUUCAUGAAAUCCUGGUUUCUUUUGGAAGAAGAGUUUUAUGUUAUCCACUUUAUCGACAUUUCAAGCUGGUGACAAAAGCCCACAUUGAUACAGUAAAGAUAUUACAAUUAGGAAGAAGUGCUAUUUUGAAAUGUCUCUUGGAUAUUCACAAAAUUUUUCAAGAAAAUGACCCAGCGUAUAUUCUAAAUGAUCUCUAUAUCUCAGACUACUGCAUAUGGAUUCAGAAAGUCAAGUCCAGAAAGUUGGCAAGCCUUGCUGAAACUCUGCAGAGAACUUACCUUACAAAGGGUCAGCUGGGGUUGGAAAUAGAAGAGCUGGAAUCAGCCGCACUGCUUGUGCAGGGGGAAGAAACUGAGUUAGAAGUCCCCUGGUCAGUUUCCAGUCAGCAACUCUCUGGCUUAGAUUCACUCCCAGGGGGCUCUGCCAAAUCAGACGAGAUUUCGUCAUCUAAGACAGAAGACUUGAGUGUGGACAGAGCUAAGCCUGCAGAUUGCGAGGGUGGGAAAAUCAAUUCUUUGGAAGAAAAUGCAACCCUGAAUACUGAUGCUCUUGAAUUUUAUAUAAAACCCGACAUCUGGACAUGUGAUAUUGGUCAAGAAAAGCCAGUCAGUUCUUCACAGUCUCCCAAGGCUUCUGCUCCACUCAUCGUAGAAUUGGAAGAAGAAAUGGAAACUCAACCUCAGCCUUGUCAACAGCAUGAACCUUCACCAGUGGACAAAGGCAAACAGCCCACCUAAGCUCGUCAACAUCUCCAUGUCACUCAAGAUCUCGUUGUUAAAAGGAGCAUCAGAUUUCUUACUCUGUUGCUGCUUCUGCUGAAUAAAAAUCUAUCAUGAGUCUGUAACGGUGCAUUUUCUUUUUUUAGUAUUGGUAGCACUGUUUUGACAGAAUUAAUGUUCAGUGUCCUUGUUUCAAGUUUAAACAUAAAGUUUUCAAGUAUUAUGACAGUGUAAUGAACUUUUGGAAAUGAAAAUGAGUGUUCUAGCAGACUGUAAGCUCUUGGAGGGCAGAGCCAGUUUUGUUUUAGUCUUUGUAGCCUUAACACAUAGUACAAGUGCCUGGUGCAAAGUAGAUUUUUAAUAAAUGUUUGUUGAAAUGAAUCUAAGAUGUGAAUAUUUCAAGUACAAAUUCAAUAAUAAACCACUGCUUUUGAUGAAA
Vombatus ursinus (common wombat) is the source of this 2123-nucleotide messenger RNA. It is a transcript of the gene SHQ1, whose product is annotated as SHQ1, H/ACA ribonucleoprotein assembly factor. The transcript has 11 exons. NCBI's taxonomy places the organism in Eukaryota, Metazoa, Chordata, Mammalia, Diprotodontia, Vombatidae. Gene Ontology annotation, cellular component: nucleoplasm; cytoplasm. Bases 11 to 1702 code for a protein of 563 amino acids. The record is from RefSeq and is a predicted model, not a curated record. Gene Ontology annotation, biological process: box H/ACA snoRNP assembly.